AUGGAUACCGCAACUACCACUGCUCGGCCAGAGAAGGCCCACAGCUCGAGGCUGGGUUACUGGACGAACAAGAUCGCUGUCAAAUCAGAGCCUGGUUUGACCAGCGCUCAGCUGAUGCUGAUGAACUAUGAUUUGAAACCAGUCGAGCCCGAGAGACGGCAAUGGGGGCCUUGGAACUUCGUCGCCUUCUGGGUCGCUGACUCCUUCAACGUCAACACGUGGAUGAUUUCGUCCUCCAUGAUCGUGGGUGGUCUCUCUUGGUGGCAGUCAUGGCUUUGCGUUUGGAUCGGUUACGCUAUUGCUGGAUGCUUCAUCUGCAUGACCGGUCGUAUCGGCGCAGUGUACCACAUUGGCUUCCCCGUCGUGAACAGAUCGUCCUUUGGAAUUUGGGGAAGUUUGUGGCCUGUUUUCAACCGUGCCGCCAUGGCCUGUGUUUGGUACGGUGUCCAGUCCUACAUUGGCGGCCACUGCGUCUAUCUCAUGAUCCGUUCCAUCUGGAAGUCUUGGGACCGAGACACGAUCCCUAACACGUUUUCGGCAUCAUCCGGCACCACCACCGCAGACUGGGUCUCUUUCUUCCUCUUCUGGGUGCUCUCGCUGCCCGCCAUCUGGUUCCCCGUCCACAAAAUUCGUCACCUGUUCACGGUCAAGUCGUACAUCGUUCCCUGCGCCGGAAUCGCCUUCAUGAUCUGGGCCAUUGUCCGCGCAGGCGGCAUCGGCCCCAUCGUCCGUCAACCCGCGAAACUUCAAGGCAGUGACCUGGCCUGGGAAUUUGUCAAGGGUGUGAUGUCGUCCAUUGCCAACUUUGCGACUCUCAUCGUCAACGACCCCGAUUUCUCCCGUUUCUCCAAGAAGCCCAACGACGCUCUCUGGUCCCAGCUGUUCACGAUCCCCAUCGGCUUUGCCUUCACCUCCUUCAUUGGCAUCAUGGUGUCUUCCUCCUCGGCGGUUAUCUACGGCGAAGAAAUCUGGGACCCGCUCAAGCUCCUCGAGAGAUUCAUCGACGACGGCGGUUCCGCUCAGCGAUUCGGUGUAUUCGUCAUCGCUUUCUCCUUUGCUCUGGCCCAACUCGGUACUAACAUCGCCGCCAACUCCGUUUCAGCGGGUACCGAUAUGACGGCCCUCCUGCCUCGGUAUCUGAGUAUCCGUCGCGGCGGAUACAUCUGCGCCGCCAUCGGUCUGGCCAUGUGCCCGUACACCCUGCUCACGGACUCCAACAAGUUCACCACGUAUCUGUCGGCAUACAGCGUCUUUCUCAGCUCCAUCGCCGGCGUCAUGUGCUCCGAUUACUACGUCGUUAGAAGGGGCUACCUCGAGAUUAGAGAGCUAUACGAUGCGCGCAAGACCGGGCCGUACUACUUCACUUACGGUUUCCAUUGGCGCGGUUACGCCGCAUACAUUGCCGGAAUCUUGCCCAACGUCGUCGGAUUCGUUGGUGCCAUUGGCGUGGAUGUCCCCGCGGGCGCGACAUACAUUUAUAACCUCAACUUUUUUGCUGGUUUCAUCGUCUCUGGGGGUGUAUACUGGAGUCUGUGCAAGAUCUCCCCCAUUCCCGCUACUAGCGACAGGUGGAUGGAGGUUGGAGAAGAGAUUGAUGAUAUUCGUGUCGCGUAUGAUGCUGGUAGCCAGGACUAUGACGAGGAGAGAGUCCUUGGUCCUUCAAAGGGCAUUGAUGAUGGGGCUAAGCAUGUUUAA
Messenger RNA from Colletotrichum orchidophilum, 1695 nucleotides. RefSeq lists its product as uncharacterized. The transcript is spliced from 5 exons. NCBI's taxonomy places the organism in Eukaryota, Fungi, Ascomycota, Sordariomycetes, Glomerellales, Glomerellaceae. Bases 1 to 1695 code for a protein of 564 amino acids. The record is from RefSeq and is a predicted model, not a curated record. Gene Ontology annotation, biological process: nucleobase transport; transmembrane transport. Gene Ontology annotation, molecular function: nucleobase transmembrane transporter activity. Gene Ontology annotation, cellular component: plasma membrane.